CAUAUUUAUAGCGCACUGGAGAAUACGUUACGCACAUGUAAAAAAAUGAAGUCCUUGUUUUUGUUCUUUUCCAUCAUUUGGUGUGCAGCUGCGGACCUUAAACCCCGGAAAGGCUCCGGGGUGGUUUGUACUUUCAAAGACAAGACAUACAGCCCAGGAGACAGCUGGCAUCCCUAUUUAGAGCCUUUUGGAUUCAUGUUCUGCAUGCGCUGUGUCUGCACAGAGACAGGCCAUGUGAAAUGUAACACAAUCAAGUGUCCUUCCCUGCCAUGUGAAAACCCAGUAGCUGAACCUCAGCGGUGUUGUCCAAGAUGCACAGAUGAACCUAGGGUCCCUGCAGGACUGAGAGCCUCAGUGAAAUCCUGCAGGUAUAAUGGAAGUAUUUUUCAGUCAGGGGAGACCUUCACUAAGCACGACCUCUUCCCAUCAAAGCAAAGCAAUCAGUGUGUUAUGUGCACAUGCUCUAAUGGAAACAUUUUCUGUGCUCUAAAAACAUGCCAACCUAUCAUCUGUUCCUCACCAGUUUCCCUCCCAGAUACCUGCUGUUUGGUGUGUAAAGAUCAUAGCGCUAGUGGGUCUUCGUCAAACGAGGAUGGAAAUCUGCAGCUGAACAGAGGCGUUAGGCAUUCGGUUGACCAGUGUUCUGGAGAGCAGAGCAGGGCGAGGUCAGACCGUGCCACAACACCCAGGGUCAAACUUUCUCCCAGGGGCCUUAGCCUCAGCAAACUUAACCUCAAAGGGGCUUCGGAGACCACUGUGAAGAUUUUGUUGCAGAGGAUAUACCAAAGAGUCUGUUUAUACAAUGGUAAGACAUACUCUCAUGGAGACAUGUGGCAUCCAGUUUUGGGGAAGGUCCUGGAAUGCAUCUUGUGCACUUGUACUGAUGGCCUCCAGGACUGCAAACGCAUCACAUGUCCAAGCCAGUAUCCAUGCCAGCAUCCUAUUAAAUCAGCAGGAAAAUGCUGCAAGAGUUGUCCAGAGAGUAAAGCUGAAAAUAACCAGACCCAGUGCUAUCUUGGUUAUAAAAAUAACCUCUUGGUGUAUAAAGUGGAAUCCUCUUUGAAAGUUGAUUCACCUAAAUCAGUUAGGGCCAUUGCAGUUGAAAGACAAAGUACCGCCGAGGUUGAAGUGCAAGUAUGGAACAUCAUAGACGGCGUUUUACAAAUAAUGGAGAUUGGGGAUGUUCAAAGAAAAGACAUUAUGGACCAUCCAGAAAAUUACACACUGCUCACGACACUUGAUGAAGAUACAUGGAGAAAAUUUAAAGAGGAAGGAGAAAAUCUUAGUAAAGCUCCUCAGACCACAGUUUGUGAAGACGGCAUUCGGGAGAUAGUGACUUUCCUAAAUCCCAAGCACACAGAGGGCCUAUGUUCCCCCUAAUCAUGACUCGUAAUAUCAGUAUUUUCAUUAACUAUAUGGCUUACAUACAUAAUCAGUUGAUACAUGUUGCACUUGGAUUUUAUUUGUACGAGAGGGAAACUCUUAUUCAUGAUGUUCUUUCUUAUCACUUAUUUGAGACAGUAAUAUCCAACAGGUUUUAAUCAUAUCUUAUUUCUGAAUGAUUAGGGUACACAAUAUGGGGCACAGUCAUGUUGUUGGUUAACUUUACUUGUAAUAAUUUAAAUGUUAUUUGAUUUGAUGGAUUAUGUUGGAAGUUCUUAAAUAAAUGAAGGAGUAUAUGUUGCAAUGUUGAAAAAGAAAACAGAAUCCAAUGAUUUGCAAAUCUCAUAAACCCAUAUUUUAUUUGUUGUAGAAAACAUAAUGCACAAAAUAUAAAUUGAUAAAAGUGAGACAUUUUACUAUUUCGUGGAAAAUAUGAACUUGUCUAAAAUUUGAUGGGUGUAACAAUUCUCAAAAAAGUUGGGAGAGGGCCAUGUUCGUCAGUGUAGGAUCUCCUCGUCUUUUAACAACAGUCUGGAAGCAUCUGUGUACUGAAAAGAGGAGUGUUGCACCUCAAGUCCUGGGUCAUGCUUAUCUUAUUGAGCGUUUCAUGAUGUGCCAAAUGUUUUCAGUUAAUGAAAUUGCUGCAGGCAUGCUUAUCCAGCUCCUGGAUUCUUGUAUUAUGAAGAAAUGUAAUAGAUGGCAGUAAGUGGUUUUGCAUUGUCUUGCUGAAAUACAUAAGGUCUUCUCUAGAAAAAAGUUUCUAUGUCGUAAACCUGUUUUCAGUAUUGAUGGUACCAGAUGUGCAAGUUGUCAGUUCCUUUGGCACUAAUGGACCCCCAUACCAUCAGAGAUGGAGAUUUUGAGUGCUGAAAACAAGCCGUAUGGUCUUUUUUCUGUUUAGUCUGGGGUGGCGCCUAUGAUUUCCAAACAAAAUUUCUAAAUUUCAAUUGAGCUGACCGUACAACAGUUUUCCACUUUGCCUCGGUCCAACAAGAUUUGACAUUUAAAUGAGAUUUGACCCACAGAACAUGACAGUGUUUCUGGAUCAUGUUCACAUAUGGCUUCUCCUUUGCUUGUUUGAGCUUGAACCUGCAUGCAAGAACGGCAUGGUGGACAGUUAUUUCUGGAAGUGUUUCCAAUUCUAUGCAGUGAUGACCAAACCACACACACAGAUUUUUAGAUAAUUUUUUUCUCCAAAUUUCUGACCAACAAAUCUGAGACUCUACCUCUUGAAGGUGCUCUUUUUCUACCCAAUCAUGUCCGUGACCUAUUAACCUUAUUAUUUACAUGUUCUUCCAGCUGCUUCUUUUCCUUUUUACUUUUCCAGCCCUUGGUGCCUCCACCCCAACUUUUUUAGAAAUGUUGCUGCCAUCAAAUUCAACAAAAUACAACAUUUUUUUUAGGAAUAUUUGAUAGAUUUUGUAUGUUCUGUUGUGAAAUAAUAUUUAUUUCUAAGAUUUAAAAAUCAUUCUGUUCUUUUUUAUUUACAUUUUACACACAGCAUCCCAAGUCUUUUAGAACUGGGGUUAUACACUGCCUGGCCAAAAAAAAAAAAAAAAAAAACAACUUGCCACCUGGUUUCCACUUAGCAAAUAGGUACGAGCCUAUAAUAAUUGGAUAAUUACUACAUGGAGCAUAAAGAUUGGUCUGAUGAGUCCAGAGUUAUGCAGGAUCAGGGCAAGAAGAGAGGCAGAUGAAAUGAUGCACCAAUCAUCAUGCCUAGUGGCCACUGUACAAGCCUGCGGGGGCAGUCUAUGAUCUGGGGUUGCUGCAGUUGGUCAGGUCUAGGUUCAGCAACAUUAUGUGUCCAGAGAAUGAGGUCACCUGAAUAUACUGAACGACCAGGUUAUUCUAUCAAUGGAUUUUGUCUUUCCUGAUGGCACGGGCAUAUUCCAAGAUGACAAUGCCAUGGAUUCAUUGGGCUCAAAUUAUGAAAGAGUGGUUCAGCGAGCAUGAAACAUCAUUUUCACACAUGGAUUGCCACAGAAUCCAGACCUUAACCCCGUUCAGAAUCUUUGGGAUGUGUUGGAGAAGAUUUUGCGCAGUGGUCGGACUCUUCCAUCGUCAAUACAAGAUGUUGGUGAAAAACUGGACAACACUGGAUGGAAAUAAAUUUUGAGACAUUGCAGGAGCUUAUUGAAACAAUGUCACAGCGUUGCUGUAGUCAACGCUAAAGGUGGUUUAAUGAUUGUGACUUUUUUUUUGGUAAAGACUUUUUUUUUUGGCCAGGCCGUGUAUUUGAGUAGUGGGGACUGUGUAGACUAUAAUAUCUUUGUGUAUGUUAUUUCAGUAAUAGACAACACUAAGUGUAUCAGUACCCCUUUGGACAAGUAUAUGAAAGUUAAAUGUAUUUUUUAAUUUGCUGGGGCCACAUAAUGUUCAGAAUGUAAACUUUUUUUUUUAUUGGAUGUUAUGGGCGUGAAGAUAAUUAUUGUAAAUAGAAGCUUGCUGGCUCUUGUAUGAUUUAUGUGUUAAUACAUUUGAUUAUUUUUCUUUUUUUUUAUUAAGUAGCAAGUAGCAGCAAGGGAAUAUACAUAGCAUUUUCACAACUGUGUAGUGGAUUGCUAGAACAGCCUUUCUAAAUCCUUCUUUAUUAUGUCAAAUAUAGACCUACUGUUGCUAUUUUUGCAGCUGAAAUAAAUUUGGUUUAUGUUCAUAGCCUGAUAUUAUACAGCUUCACAUACUUUGAGUGAUUGUAUUUUACAGUGGACUCGGUUGAUCUGACUUAAUGAACUAUGUACUUCUGCUCACCGCUAUGAAAAACUAUAAAAUGCUCCCUGGUGUUUCACACCAUUAAAAUGCUGUGUUUGGUG
Molecule: messenger RNA, 4196 nt
Organism: Melanotaenia boesemani (Boeseman's rainbowfish)
Lineage: Eukaryota; Metazoa; Chordata; Actinopteri; Atheriniformes; Melanotaeniidae
Gene: chrdl2
Product: chordin-like 2
Exons: 11
Coding region: 46-1380 (444 amino acids)
Molecular function (GO): protein binding
Source: RefSeq, a predicted model, not a curated record